Molecule: messenger RNA, 1672 nt
Organism: Cajanus cajan (pigeon pea)
Lineage: Eukaryota; Viridiplantae; Streptophyta; Magnoliopsida; Fabales; Fabaceae
Source: RefSeq, a predicted model, not a curated record
AUCCGUGAAGAUCCGUUUAGUUGUGAUUGGGUUAGUUCAAAAUCAUACAUACAUACAAAGUGCUAAAUUGAUGGCCACCGAAGCUUCCCCUUCCUCUGCCGAAACGCCUCCGCUUCCUCCCAAGCCACCGCCGCCGCCGGCACCACCGGCUGCGUCUGCUGCGAAGCCGGAGGCGCCAUUGUCCGAUUCAAAAGCAUCCGCGGACGCGAACGUAAUCGUGGUCCCGAGCUACUCUCGAUGGUUCUCAUGGGAUUCGAUUCACGAAUGCGAGGUGCGUCUUCUCCCGGAGUUCUUCGAAUCGGCGUCGAAAACCCCUAGGGUUUACAAGUACUACAGGAAUUCCAUCGUUAAGUACUUCAGAUACAAUCCCACCCGAAAAAUCACCUUCACCGAUGUCCGCAAAACGCUCGUCGGAGACGUCGGUUCCAUCCGCAGAGUCUUCGAUUUCCUCGAAACUUGGGGUUUGAUCAAUUACCACCCCUCUUCCUCGCUCGCCAAACCCUUGAAGUGGGACGACAGAGAGACCAAGCCCGAUUCUGCUUCCAACUCCACCGAAUCUUCUUCUGCUCCUGCCAAAGAAACCUCCAAGAGACUCUGCAGUGGCUGCAAAGCUGUCUGCACCAUUGCUUGUUUCGCUUGUGACAAGUAUGAUUUGACUCUUUGUGCGAGGUGUUACGUUCGCGGCAAUUAUAGAGUCGGUGUGAAUUCAUCGGAUUUUAGGCGAGUGGAGAUAAGCGAGGAGACAAAGACGGAUUGGUCUGAAAAGGAGAUCACGAAUCUUCUGGAAGCUAUUACGCAUUUUGGUGAUGACUGGAAGAAGGUUUCUCAGCAUGUUGCUGGCAGAACUGAGAAGGAGUGUGUUGCUCAUUUUUUGAAGCUUCCCUUUGCGGAUCAAUUCCUGCAUUAUCAACAACACCCUGCCGGCAAUGGCACUGAUGAUGGUUGUAAUCAGUUAAAGAGGGUAACUAAUGCUGAUGCUGAAUCUGAAUUGGAUAGCGUUGCCUCUGCUGAACCUAGUAAGAGAAUGCGUCUCACACCUCUUGCUGAUGCUAGCAAUCCUAUUAUGGCUCAGGCUGCUUUCCUGUCUGCCUUGGCAGGGCCAGAAGUUGCACAAGCUGCUGCUCAAGCUGCAUUGACAACUCUGUCUGAGGUUUACAAAGCAACUAGAAUAAGUUAUCGGUCAUUUCCGAGGAAUGCAUUGCUGCAAGAUGCCGGUAUCACAUCAAACGGUGGUAAUACUUCAGAUUCAUUUCAAGGAUCGCGAUUGCAUGCAAAUAUACAGCUUGAGAAGGAAGAGUUAGAUGUGGAAAAAGGAAUUUCCGAGAUUAUAAAAGUUCAGAUGAAAAAUAUCCAAGACAAGCUUCUUCAUUUUGAAGAUUUAGAUCUUCUGAUGGAAAAAGAAAGCCAGCAGCUGGAGCAAAUUAAAAGCAUGUUUUUUCUUGAUCAGCUUACUCUUUUAUUUCAUAAAUCAUCGGCACCAAAAUCCGGAGAAUGCCCAGAAGGCAAUUAUGUAAAGAUGAACUGUGACUGAAAAGUCUUAAUUAGCUACUGAUAUUUAGGCUUAGCGAAUGUAUUCAAUUUUCCAUUUCAAUUAACAUGCCCUCCAUUUGCUUUUGCUGUUGGACUGUUUGUUCAAUAUUUAUACAACUCUUGAUGUAGAGCGUCUUUUUAA